CUCAUUCCACCAUCGUGUCCCGUCAAAGUUCCUUUUAAGCUCAAUCCAAAAGAAAAAGAUGAGGGCUUUCUCUUGACAGUUCCAGGGUUUUAGGGUUUAAGAAAGAAAAAGACUUUCUUUCCAUGUAUGGAUGCUUAAUUCCUCCAACCAUGUCCUCCUCCUCCUCCAAAUUCCCCUCAAUCCCCACAAACUUCCCCAUAACUUUCAGACUAUCCUCGUCACCGAACACCCCCACAAACCUAUCACCCCAUCUCCCCAACCCCUCAAACCCCACUCUUACUCUCAGACUCCACCUCACCGACAAACCCAAGAUCCAAUUUUUCCAGAAACCCUCCAAAACCCACCAAAAUUUCCACUGCCCCCUGUUUUCCGCGCCGCCCAACAGCUCUGUGCUGCCGCCGGACCACCAACCGGAGCAAAUAAAAACUGCCCAAGAAGCCCUUUUGGAGCUUCUUCAAGAAUUUAGGGCUUCUGAGGCGGAAGCCGCCUUUGUUUCAUCGAAUUCGCCGAGGUAUUUCCGGAUGUUGGUUGAUGAUGGGGUUGUGGAGUUGGAUGAGCUGGGGAUGUGGGGAGAGUGGGAGAAGGAGGGGAGAGAAUUGGGGGCGUUCAAAGGGAAGGUGAGGUAUUUGGCUAUAGAGAAAGGUGACAAUGGAAAGGUUGCGUUUUUGGAGGGUGUGGUCGGGUUGAAUCUGUCUUCGGCUAUGAAUGUUGCCAGGCAUUUAUCUGCAGAGACGCUUCCGGGGCUCGGCUCAUUGAGAAGGUUAAACUAUGUGAAGAAAAUAUUCUUUUCUGACAGUAGUGAUGGUGGGUUCACUGGGAAAAAUGCUCGUCGUAUGAUGAUGCACUUAUCAAUUCCUAUUGAUGAUGACUUGCAACAAACCCUAUCCUUUUUUUUAAAAGGUCUGAUUGUAGCAAGGUGUAGAGGUCUGGAUAUGUUGGGCUCUGGAGAUGCUGCUGUCCGUUGCUUAAUUGAAUCCUUUCCACGUCUUCUUUUUUUUUCUUUUUUUUUUCGGUGAACCUUUCCACGUCUUCUUUUGCUGUCCUUGGAUCCUCAAGUGAGACCUAUUGUGGAAUAUCUUGAAAAUAUUGGAGUCCCUAGAGAAGUAAUGAGAAACAUAUUUCUGUUAUUUCCACCUGUUAUUUUUUGCAACAUUAAAGUCAUCAAAACGAGAGUGCUUGCUUUUAAAGAGGUACCAAAAUUGAGUGUUGGCCGUGCAAUCAGAAGCUGGCCUCAUAUUUUGGGUUGCUCAACCAGCAUGCUAAAAUUGAUGGUCGAAGAAAUUGGUGAAUUGGGUAUUAGAAACAAGAAGUUGGGUCAGGUUAUCUGUAGAAGUCCUUAGAUAUACACGGAACCUCAAGAAUUUCUUCAGGUAGUUUCAUUCGUGGAAGGUCUAGAAUUUGAUAAAGAAAUAGUUGGGAGCAUAAUGGGGCGUUGUCCCAAAAUAUUUGCUGCCAGCAUUGGCAAAACUCUCAAGGUGAAGCUGGAAUUUCUUGCUAGCAUUGGUGUUUCCGAACCCCACCUUCCUCAGGUUAUCAAAAAGUAUCCAGAGCUUCUCGUCUCUGACACUGAUAGAACUUUACUUCCUCGGAUGAAAUAUUUAAUGAAGAAAGGGCUGUCGUGGAGGGGUAUUGCAUUCAUGGUCCGCAAAUUUUCUCCUUUACUCGGGUAUAGCAUUGAAGAUGUUUUGAGUCCGAAGCUUGAAUUCCUCGUGAACACAAUGGAGAAACCAGUGACGGAUUUGGUGGAGUAUCCAAACUUCAGUUAUUCAUUGGAAAAGAGGAUAAAACCUAGAUACUGGGUGCUAAAGGGGAGAAAUAUCGAGUUUAGCUUACGAGAUAUGUUGGCUAGAAACGAUGAAGAAUUUGCUGAAGUGUAUAUGGGUGUUGGUAGCUUACGAGAUAUGUUGGCUAGACAAUAAUGCAGUGAGAGGAGCCUAUCUUCUGUUUUGACAAAGCUAUACUCUAAUCUACAGGAACAAGGACUCAAACUUGAGCGCAAGCAGGUCGGCACAGUCUUGACCAACUGACCUUAACUCUGAUUAGCGAGGAUGAUCUGUUCUUAGUUUGUAAACAAUAAACCACAAAUUGUCACAGUUUUGUAACAUUUUAUUGUAAUGUUCAAUGUAUAGUAAACUCCCUUUUCAUUAA
Molecule: messenger RNA, 2148 nt
Organism: Malus domestica (apple)
Lineage: Eukaryota; Viridiplantae; Streptophyta; Magnoliopsida; Rosales; Rosaceae
Source: RefSeq, a predicted model, not a curated record